CAGCUCGCGUCAGAGAACCGCCCCGCAGUCCAGAUGAGCCGAGCUGAUGUGAGCGCCAGGCAGAGAUACUGAAUAGUUGAUGAGACAAUAGUUAAGUUUGACAGAGGGGACAGGAUGGAAAGUCUGCAACUUAUCUCUUUCUCCAUUCUGGACCGAGACGGAGAACUGUGAUGGAAAAUUACUCUGCGUCCGUGCAUGUGCGCGCCUGAGAGGAGAAAAGAAAUAGAGCGAGCGCGAAGGUGAGGAAGAAAAGUGGAUGAAAUGGUCAGCAUAAAAGAAAGUCCAGAAAUAAAGUUGUCAGAGAGGCGCGGUGAGGGAUGUUAGGAGAGCUCGGGUGAUCUCAGUGCUUACUCAGGGCCUGGAAAUGCAGCGUCUCACACCUGAGAAUCGCAGGAGCUUCAAUUGGAGUGGCUGGAAGACGCUCCUGCUGCCGCAGCUCAACAGACGCUCACUGUUUGUCUACGGCAGUGAGGUGGCGGUGGAGAAGGAGUGUAUCAGACAGAAAGAGGGAGGUGUGUUGGUCAUCCACCCCUUCAGCCGAUUAAGGAGUUACUAUAUUAUGUGCAUGGUGGCCAUAACAUUUCUCAAUCUAAUUGGGAUUCCAAUGGAGAUUGCCUUUCUGGAUGGAAACAGUGGAGUAGGUUGGGAGGGUUUUAACGUGUUCUCAGACACCCUGUUCUUGAUUGAUGUAGGGGUGAAUUUUCGCAUGGGAAUCAUUCCUGAGGACUGUGAGAGAGCCAUACUGGAUUUGAAAAGCAUCCGUCACCGGUAUUUAAAGAGCUGGUUUAUACCUGAUUUGGUGGCAGCUUUCCCAGUUGGCUACAUACUUCUUAUUGCGGAUCUACAAUACCACAGUGACUCUCCUUCAUCGAAAGCCAGCAAAAUGAUGCGCAUCCUAAUGUUUGUGCGAAUCAUUAGCCUUGUCCGUCUGCUGCGAGUGUCAAGGCUGGUUAGGUUUUUCAACGAGGUUGAGAGAGUUUCAAAUGCCAACUUGGAGGUGGUGAGGGUAUUCCUGAAAAUCUUGUCGUUGUUUAUGAUGAUUUUCCUGCUGUGCCACUGGAAUGGCUGUAUUCAGUAUUUCGUGCCUAUGCUUGAGGAAUUUCCCUCAGACUGCUGGGUCAGAAGAGAGAAUCUGAUGAAUGCCUCAGUGGGAGAGAAGUACUCUUUUGGAGUUUUUCGGGCGCUCUCUCAUAUGACUGCAAUAUCAUACGGUUCUUCUGAAACACCUACAAGCAAGGAGUAUACUUUUUAUCAGCCGAUUCAGCAAUAUGUUUUACACUAAAAUAACAGAGCAGAUUGGAUACUUAUUUAAUGCUUAGUGUUUGUCUGUUUUUAAAGAUGAUGUUGAGCUGUGGAUUGUCAUGACCAGCAUUAUGUCUGGAGCCCUCAUGUAUACGGUGAUGGUAGCAAACACGGCUGCAAUGAUGACUGAUGUGGAUUUAACAGCAAGAGCCUACAAGAACAAGAUGAAUCACCUGGAAGAUUAUAUGACCUUCAUGAAGCUUCCCAAAGCCCUUCGUAUGCGUAUCAACAACUAUUAUCAGUCUCGUUAUGCAGGGAAAUGGUACGAUGAGAAAGACGUCUUAAAGUGGGUGUCCUCGUCUCUCAGAGAGGAAAUUCUGAUAACCAUGUGUUCGGCCCUUGUGAGGAAAAUCCCCAUUUUGCGUAACUGUGAUAUAAACUUCAUCAACGGGCUUCUUGUGGAGCUGCAAUACGAGGUUUACCAGGAGGGAGACAUCAUCAUCCGAGAGGACACCGCUGGAGAGCGGAUGUUCUUCAUCGAGCAUGGACAGGUCCUAGAGGAGAACGAGUUUUACCAGAGGGAACUGAGCGACGGAGAUUACUUCGGAGACUCAUGUCUCCUAAGAAGAGGAAGGCGUUUGGCCACAGUACAAGCUCAGACCACCUGUCAGCUCUUUUCCUUGUCGCUGGACAGUUUUUAUAAAGUUUUGGAGGACUAUCCAGACAUCAAGAGGGACCUGGAGAAAUCUCAACAGGAAAAAGACCUUUUGUUAUGAUGAGAAAAUGGCCACUCCUGCUUCACGUGAUUUUUCAGACUGAGCUAUGCUAUGAUAUCUGGUGAAGAAGGGCAUUAACAUCACUACCGCCCUACAUCAGACAAGCAGAUUGGAAAAUGGAUGGAUGAAUGAAUAUGGGCAUCAAACAACCCCAUUGGAAUGGGAUUUUAGAUGGUUUGGUCUUCCUUGUCCAAGUCUUCCUUCAUCUCCUUCUACUGCUGUGAUACUUUCUAAGGCCCAAAGGAGGAAGCAACAUCACAGUUUAGAGAAGCCUGUCUCAAAUUUACUCAUGUAUUUAUGAUCUCUGCUUCUUGCUCCUCUAGUUUCUCUAGUAGGAUCUUCCUCAUUUUGUAUUCUUCAUUUCCCUGUUUUAUUUUAUCUGAAUGGGUUCUUGUUUUAGAUGGACUCAUAGUUUAAAUAUCUUAGAAUAAAAAAAAUAAAUAAAAAAAGAAACAAAGUCAAAUGCACAAAAUAAAAUGAAUGACUGUUCCUGUUUGUAAACUUUUAAAUAUUAGAAUGUCCGUUAUUUCUUAAUUUAUUUAUGUUUGAGGGAAUAAACAUUUUGGAUGAAUCUUUCUAAUUAAAAGAGAAUAAUGAGUGCAGAAAAAACAUUUUGUCAGGGCCUGGAAAUAACCUACUAUAUUUUACAAAAAAAUAAAUAAAAAAUAUUUAUUUGCCGAAAGUUUUAUCAAAUGGUCCAAAACUAGACAAGCUCUUUUAUAAAGGCUGGAUGUUUCAAAAAGCCCUGAUUUAAAAAUACGUAAUAAAAAAUUUUGUGAAUAAGCAAGAAAAGAUCAUUGCACUAUUUUGUUCACUUUUUGUUUGUUUGAUUUUGAAAACAUUUAUUUUUGUGAAGAUUGCAUUAUGUUUUUAUUCCUGUCAGUACACAAUAUGUUCAGCUCUUCUUUAUUUUUAUUAUAUAUUUUUAGUACCUAUUAUUAUGUAUAACUAUAUUUAGCUGUAAAAGUUUCCCUAUAGUCGGAAAAAUGUUGAAAUGUUACUCCUAUACAUGGAAAUAUAGAGAUCAAAUAGUGUUUCUAAGCUGAAAGAUACCAGAACCUUGUCUUUUGUCUGUCAAUAACAUGUAAAUCAUGCAUUAAAGAAAAUAAAUCCUUUUUUAAAUCAUGA
Danio rerio (zebrafish) is the source of this 3146-nucleotide messenger RNA. NCBI's taxonomy places the organism in Eukaryota, Metazoa, Chordata, Actinopteri, Cypriniformes, Danionidae. The record is from RefSeq and is a predicted model, not a curated record.